UGUCCUCUUAAGCUUCUUUCCCCUUCUGGGUUUGUUUUCCCCUGUUCUCAAUGAGUUCUGGUAAUCCGAUACCACAGCCAUCGCCACCACCAACACCACGUGCCAGUUCAAUCCAACCGGAUCAAACGCUUGAAGCUUCCGCAAUAACUUCUGCCGCCGUCGGAUAUACGCCGAUCUCGCAUUUACCGAUUGAUCUGUUCGUUCAAAAGAGGCAUCAAGACCUUAAACGUGGCGAGUUGACGUUCACCGACUCUUCCGGCAAUCUCGUGUUCAGGGUGGACGGAAAUUGCUCCAAAUCCACUCCCCGACCCAGGCGACUCUUGCUCGAUGAUUCAGGAAAUCCUAUCUUCUCUAUCUUCCCCUGCGAUGGAAGAUGGCAAGGCUUUAAAGGGGAGAGUGAGGAGUGUAAGGACCUAGUGUUUAGGGUGCAGAGGACCUACUUCUCGCUUUUGACUACAGAGUUAGAGGUGUUCCUGCUUGAUGAGAACUGGGGAGGUUCAACAUCAGAUUUCAAGAUCAGAGGUUGCCCCUUUCAAAGGUCUUCCACCAUCUACAAAGGAAAUUCCAUUAUUGCAGAGACGAGUCUUCUGUACAAGCUUAGGAAAGUUAUUGUUGGGAGGCGCAGAUUUAAGCUGACAAUAUUCCCUGGAUUUGUUGAUCAUGCUUUGAUUGCGGCUUUGGUUGUAAUAUAUUUUGAUGGGAGAAAAUGACAGGUAACUCAAUUA
Molecule: messenger RNA, 725 nt
Organism: Telopea speciosissima
Lineage: Eukaryota; Viridiplantae; Streptophyta; Magnoliopsida; Proteales; Proteaceae
Product: protein LURP-one-related 7
Exons: 3
Coding region: 51-710 (219 amino acids)
Source: RefSeq, a predicted model, not a curated record